Molecule: messenger RNA, 960 nt
Organism: Saccostrea cuccullata (small rock oyster)
Lineage: Eukaryota; Metazoa; Mollusca; Bivalvia; Ostreida; Ostreidae
Product: heat shock 70 kDa protein 12B-like
Exons: 2
Coding region: 1-960 (319 amino acids)
Source: RefSeq, a predicted model, not a curated record
AUGUCAAGUUCAAUUGACGAAUAUUUCUUUUUUCACUAUGACAAACUAAAGGUGAGAGCUAGAUGUAUUAAUGAGCUCUUUGAACAACCAGUUUAUAAACUAUGUGGCUACAUACGGAAAGCCAUCAGUCAUCCAAAUUCCCAUGGAGUCAAAUUGAUGGUUAUAGUUGGCGGGUUCUCUGAAAGUCGUAUGCUUAAAGAAUUCCUUCAGGAAGAAUUCCCAGACGUGAAAAUCUAUAUUCCUAAUGAACCAUCUCUUGCAGUUAUGAAAGGAAGUCUUAUAUAUGGUCAUAAUCCAAGUGUUAUUGCUCAAAGAAUAGCCAAUUUUACUUAUGGGUGUGUUCCUAUUUUUGAAUUUGAAAAAGACGAAGGAUUUACAUCAUUUGGCACUGAGGAAACACCAUUGUGUAAAGGACCAUUUGAUAAACUUGUCGAAAUUGGAACAGUUCUGCUCAUAGGUGAACCCCAGGUCGUCAGAAAAUACCAUAAACCUGUUGAAGCAAAAUUUGUCUCCUUCUUUAUCUACGGAUCAGAUUGGAAGAAUCCAACAGAUGUGUCUGAUAAAAGUUGCUUUUAUCUUGGAAACAUAACAAUGAAAUAUGAAAAUUUUGAAAGAGAUGCAGGAACUGUUCAAUUGGAAAUGUUAUUCAGUGGACCUGUCAUAAAUAUUACACUUAAAGACCUCAAUUCAAAACGCUCGGAAAAAGUAACAGUAAACGCAAGGUCCAAAUCGUUCUGCAUCAGAUGCUACUGUGUUGACAACUCAGAAUUAAAAGAUGUCAUCGAAAAUCAUAAUAUUGGAUUUCCAGUAGCUGCCCCUCUACCAAAUGAUAACAGAAACAUCCCGUAUUUCAUCUUGGGUGAUGACACCUUCCAUCUCAGGACAUGGCUAAUGAAACCUUUCGCAAGAAGGACUUUGACCAAUUGUCACGACAGCCGUCGUGCUCUGUUGAGUCAGUAA